This is a messenger RNA of Myxozyma melibiosi, 912 nucleotides long. RefSeq names its product kinase-like domain-containing protein. NCBI's taxonomy places the organism in Eukaryota, Fungi, Ascomycota, Lipomycetes, Lipomycetales, Lipomycetaceae. Gene Ontology annotation, biological process: protein phosphorylation. The transcript is spliced from 2 exons. Gene Ontology annotation, molecular function: ATP binding; protein kinase activity. The record is from RefSeq and is a predicted model, not a curated record. The coding region runs from base 1 to 912 and encodes 303 amino acids.
AUGUACCAUAAUAACUUUGUUGAGCAGCUCGCCACUCUCGAGAUCGGGGUCGAGUUCCGUCUUGAUCUACACAUGGAAGAUCUCAAGACUUUGUCUGAAAUUGGUGCCGGAAACGGCGGCACGGUCUCGAAAGUGAUCCACCUGCCGACAAAGACACUGAUGGCGAAGAAGAUGAUUCACAUCGAAGCCAAGCCUGCCGUGCGGAAACAGAUUGUUCGCGAGUUGCACAUCAUGCACGAAUGUCACAGCAAGUACAUUGUCUCAUUCUACGGUGCGUUUGUCAAUGGCGGUGAUGUGGUGAUGUGCAUGGAGUAUAUGGACUGUCUCUCCCUAGAUCGGAUCUUGAAGAAGAUGGGACCUUUCCAGGAGGAUAUUCUUGGUAAAAUCAUGGAGGCAGUCGUUGAGGGUCUCACAUAUCUCUAUAACCUCAACCGGAUCAUCCACCGCGAUGUCAAACCUUCCAACGUUCUUGUCAACUCCCAUGGACAAAUCAAGCUGUGUGAUUUCGGAGUCUCGGGUGAGCUGAUCAACUCGAUAGCAGACACCUUCGUCGGCACAUCAACGUACAUGUCACCCGAGCGGAUCCAAGGCGCAGCUUACUCUGUUCAAAGUGAUGUAUGGUCUCUAGGCCUAAUGCUCCUGCAGCUGGCAAUCGGCCACUUCCCGUUCGAACGACCGGAUCAGGCACCGCUCGGUAUUCUCGACCUGUUGCAGCAGAUUGUCAACGAGCCUGCCCCUACGCUACCACCUGGAGAUCAAUUCAGUCCCGAGUUGCGAAAUUGCAUAGACCGCUGUCUGAUAAAGGACGUCGAGGUGCGCCCUACACCGCAAGAUCUGCUUUCCGAUCCGUUUGUGGUGAAAGCAAAGGCGAUGAAUGUAGAUACAGAAAAAUGGGCAAAGAGUACUCUCUGA